AUUUCAUUUAAAUAUGUUUUUUUAGAAACACAUCAACAUAUGUAAAAAUAUAUCGGUAAUUCUUUUUCUCCAAGUUCUUUUGAUAAAUGGAAUAUUAAUAAAUUUGAUACAUUUCAGGUCUAACCGGUUUCGGGUUUAAUAGGUUCUGGGUUUAAUCGAUUUUGGGUUUAAUAGGUUCGGGUUUAAUCGGUUCGGGUUAAGUCGGGUUUGGAUCUGAAUUGGAUUUGGAUACAUUUGGUUCGGUUUUGGUUCGGGUCGGAUUUUUUUGGGUGUUCGGUUCUAUUUCGGUUCUUCAAUUUUGGGUCAAUUCGGGUUCAGUUUUGGGUUAUUUGGUUCAGGUUAUCAUGUCCGGGUUAGUUUUGCCAGGUCUAUUGAUAUUUGAUAUGUAGGGACUAAAUAUGUAAAAUGAACUAUAAUUGUGAAGCUUUUAUGGAAUUUACUCUGAUUUUUAUGGAGCAUUAAAUUACUUUUUUAUUUGAAAUGACAAAUGCAUAGGUUUUUUAAGCAUGUUAUUAUUUUUUCUUUACAAAUAUAAUUCGCGUGUUGCUCCCACAAACUCUCUUUGCUUUGGAGUGUUUGUCCAGCUUUUUGUCCACCUUUCUAUCCUGCCCUUUUCACUAUUGCCUUUCCAAUGUUUUUAUUUUUUAAUGGCCUUUUUGCCCACCAUCAUGCUUUAUACUAGUUAACAAGCUCUCUACUUUUGAGUAGAGAUUAUGAGUGCUUACACCCUCUCUCCUUAGACCUUAUUUGUAGCAUUAUACUGGGUUAUUUGUUUUGGCCAUCAUACCUUCGACUCUCUCUUUGCAAUCAAAGCCAUAGACACCAGGAUAAGUUCAGGGAAAUUUACUUUUACAGGAUUAUACUGGGUUGUUGUUGGCAUUGUUUUUUUCCAAUUAUACCUUCAACUCCUUCGAGGUGUUAUCACUUUUUGAUCAAAGCCAUAAACCUCGGGAGAAAAUUAAAGAAAUUUAAAAAGGGAAUUGAGCAUGCCAGAGAGAGAACAUAGCUUGUUCGAGCUUGCCCACAUACAGUGGAAUAAGACAAAAUUUUAUCAGAAUAACAAAAAACAACUCGGUUGAAUACCACAAGAGUAGGGUUUGGGGAGGGUGUGUGUACGCAUACCAUAUCCCCACUUGAAAGUAGAGGUUGUUUCCAAAAAAAUUCCUGGCUCAGCAUUGAAAGUUGCAUUGAUUGACCAUUAGCUACUUCAUUCAUUAAAUAAGUGUAGAACUACAGACAGUCUAGAGAUCUGUUUUGCUUUUUCCAUCGAAACCCAAUCAAAAAAGGAGUGAAUUUUUGGCUUCAUUCUCAAAACAAGAACAUAGAAAUUAUUCUUGUUGAGAAGUGAAAUUGCAGAGCGACAACGGGAAAGAAACAGAGCCAAUCUCACCCUUAAAUUAGAGCCCAAGACACGAUCUUUUGGGAUGGAUCCAAAUUGGAUAUUCUUCAUCAUUGUUAGCCAUUUAGAUGUGCAAAGAUUCUUUGAGAUGGUUUCGGUAAGCUUGUUCAAAAAACAUUUCUAGUUCGUAAUGCCUCGUGAUUCUAACUUAGUUUCUCCAGAACGAAUUUUGUCAAGUUCAUUCAUUGCCUCAUCAUUUUCAAAUAUCCAUAAGGUUUUAAAUAAAAUCAGAAAGGAUUUGGCCAUAACUAGAGAAACCAACACGAUGGUAUGGUAUCUAGCUACCGUCAGCCAGGAUGCAAGUACUAUUACUGGAGUUCCACUCCUGUAAUAGUUUCGUUAAGAUAGCUAUUGCUGAGAGUUUUUGUCUAAAAAGGUACCUCUGCUAGUGUCUCAAGGUACCCUCCUAUUGUGACCUUGGACCCAUACCAUUAGAUUGUACUUUAGCCAUAAUUUCAAUAGUAAGAAUUUUUAAAUUUGCUAAUUUCUAUUUAAAUCACGUAAGUUACCUUAAAUCAGGUUCCAAUAGUCAUCAACAUUAACUUAUCAUAUUCAACUAUAAAUAUGACCUCAAUCUUUUAUUUUAAUCAUCAACCCUAGCUUCUAAUCACUUAUUUUUAUAUUCUAGGAGUGUUUUUGAUUUUGUUCUCUAAUCUUCAUUUUUUACCUGUUAGAGCUUUUUUUUCUUUAUUUUCUAUACACAUAGAGCUUGUAAUUAUAGACAUAUACUCUCAUGUUUAUCAUUGACCUUGUAUAGUUUUUGAGAGUAUUUUGUUUUUUACUGGCCAAGGAUUAAUCCUUUUCACUUUAUCAUAGGCCAAGGUGUAAAUGUGUUUUCCGUGUUUUCAUAGACAUUUCACGAGUUGUAAUGGUCUAGGACUGUCGUAUAAAUUCUUGUGUAAGUGGUAGAGAUAGCAGAGAAAUUCUUGGGUAAAAGUUCAAGGUUAGCCUUCAAACUCUUGGGUUAAAGAUUGAAGAUAUCCUGAAAAGCUUUGUUGUAAACAGUUCGAGAUAGGUAAAAUCUUGGGUUGAGUUCUACCGGCGAUGGUUGUUUGCCAAACUAGUGUCGUAGAGGUUGACACUCAGUGGAUUCUGAAAUUCUUUAUGAGGAGCUUUUCGAUACUAGAGUAGAGAUUUCCAAACAAAUAUAAAGUGGUGUGUACUUUAUGUCUUUAAUCUUUGUGUUAUUUUCAUUGCUUCUGCGUUUGACAAAAAACAAUUUUACAAAACUCCAAAAGAUUUUUUUAAAAUAUUUCACCCCUUCUAAGCCAUGUGUAAAUCAACUAACAUAUUUCCUUUAAGCAGGAGCUUCUUGUGUUCAAGGAUCCACUGAUUAGGGUUAUAUACGACUUUAAGGGAAGAUGGUACCAUAGUGUUGAGAUGAUUUUCAAUUUUCAAUAAUGACAUGGUUUGAGAAUUUUCGUUUUUCUCGGGCCUUCCCCUCUCAUUCCAAAAAAAUAAAGAUACCAAGAUAAUCAAAUAAUUACUUCAUUCGGUCUUCCCGUUGCUUGUUAUGCUUGACAAAAGUAAUUUUCAAAUUAUUUUAUAUAUAAAAUAAUAGAAUUUAAAUAUAAAAAUGACAUUUAAAAAUUACAUAAAAACAUCUACAAAAUAAAUAUGAUAUGACUAUAUUCUUUUGUAAAAUAAGCAAAGUAAAUAGAGUUUGGCCCUAUGAACGUUGAAUGCGAAGAUGAGUUUUGGACAGAGGGAGUGCAUUAUUUAAAUUAGAGUAAAAUUUUAAAAUAGUCAUUUCUAAUAAGGUGUUAUCUCAAACUAGUCUUCAAUAAGAAAUAAUUACCAAUGUGGUCAUUUGUAAUUAUAGUUAUCUGCCAACACAUAAUAAGGAGUAUCUGUCAACGAAAGAGAAGGCAUUUUGAUAUUUUUAUCAUCUAGUCUUUAUGCAUAUUCUUGAAAUUCUCUUUAUAAUUAAGUAUUUUUCUAUACUGACAACUUCCAAGUAAAUGUUUUCCCAAAAUGGAGAUCAUAAGUCUACCCGGGGUGGGUCAGCUACUCUAGCAGCUACCUGUUUUAUUUGUAAGGAUCAUUUUGAAGAUUUUUUCAUACUUUAGAUGAUAAAAAAUACUAAAAUAACCUACUUUAACCUGUUGUUUAAUAAGCAUUUUUGACAGAGAAUUGUGUAAAAAUAUAUCUCAAUUACAGAGGACCAUGUUGAUACUUUUUACUUAUUGAGACCUAAUUU
This is a messenger RNA of Cuscuta campestris, 3599 nucleotides long. The record is from the annotation of a GenBank genome assembly. Lineage: Eukaryota; Viridiplantae; Streptophyta; Magnoliopsida; Solanales; Convolvulaceae.